This is a messenger RNA of Ostreobium quekettii, 1362 nucleotides long. Lineage: Eukaryota; Viridiplantae; Chlorophyta; Ulvophyceae; Bryopsidales; Ostreobiaceae. The record is from the annotation of a GenBank genome assembly.
AUGGAUUCGCCCUGCGUUGCGUUGGUGUCCACAUGGGCUGCCUCAGGCCUCGCCGUCAGAUGUCAAGAGUUCAAGGCCCGCAUCAGAGCUGGUCGGACUCGCUUGGGGCCUCCCUGCCACUCGUUCCAUGGAGAGCUGGCUCCACGCUGUUGUUCUUUGAGCAACACCAGCUGCCUCGCAGGUCGACAGCCAGUUGACAAGCCGGAGGCCUGCGUGCCGUUUUCCGCAUUCUCAAAGAAGUUCGUUCGGCUACAGGCUUCACGGAGAGGGGUCGUCGAUCCAGUCCUGAUGGCCGCCAAUUCCGAAGGUACAUGCCUGGCAGUGGUGGGCGAUGUCCAUGGCUUUUGGAAUGAUGCGGAUGAAUUGGCAGUGAAGUUUCUAAUGGAACAUUCUGGUGUGGACCUCACCCUCUUCAUUGGUGACAUUGGCAACAAUGCGAAUAUCGCUCUGGUGUCCAAGAUUGCCAAGCUGAUUUUCCCCAAGGCAGUCGUGCUGGGAAACCAUGACGCCUGGCCUCCUAAGAGUGUACCAAUCUUCAGCAGAGAGCAAAACUCUCAAAAUCACAUAGUGCCUCAGUUGCGUGUGCUUGGAGAAGCACAUGUUGGAUUUUCGUCAAUGAGAGUUGCCAACAAGCCUGUCACAGUAGUGGGAGCAAGGCCAUUUACAGAGGGGGGGGUGCACGUCUACAACAUGUCGCAAUUCUACAACGAAUUGUACGGCAUGGAAACAGUGGAUGAAUACACCAAAAAGGUGUCCGACCUGAUGAUUUCAGCUCCUCCUGAUGAUGCAAUUGUCGUGAUGGGCCACAACGGGCCAUCUGGCCUAGGGUCUAGGAGGUGGGACAUUUGCGGCAUCGAUUGGAAACAAGAAGAGGGCGAUCACGGAGACCCUGAUCUGAGAGCGGCGAUCGAUCGGAGUGCACAGCAGGGCCGGCGACCGGCCCUGGUCACAUUUGGCCACAUGCACGAAAAGCUCAGCCGCAGGGUCGGCCGGUCCGAGAAAAGGCGUCGUGUCGUCGUGGAGGGCCCCCACCAAGAGACCGUCCACCUCAACGCGGCCGUGGUGCCCAGGAUCAGGCCACUUGGCGGCAGCGGCCAUCCGGCCCACCACUUCUGCGUCGUCAGAAUCGAACGCGGCCGUGUGGUUACUGCGGAAGACGUGUGGGUGGAAAUCGCGCAGGAGCGGCGGCCGCCCUGCAGAGUCGUCCACACGCAAAGGUUGUGCCAGUGGAUGGAGGGGCCUUGCGACGGGGAGGGCAGUGGGGAAGAAGGGCAGGGGCACUACGCGGUGUAUGACACGCAUGGGGGGGGCUGGACGGACGUGGAGGAAGAGGUUGGACGGAAGGUGACGAAGGCCGCGUAG